GAGGGCCGGGGGGUGGGACGGUGGCCAGGCCUGGCGGCAUGUUCUGCUACCACUGCCCCCCGGGUCUUCCAACGCCACGGUUACCACCCACCCUCGAGUACCCAUUCGCCGCCACUCACCCCUAUACCAGUUACUCGGCUUAUCAUCCGGCUUUGCACGGAGUCGGGGAGGAUUCCUUCGUGAGGCGAAAGCAGAGGAGGAACAGAACCACGUUCACUCUUCAGCAACUGGAAGAAUUGGAGUCAGCGUUUGCGCAGACACAUUAUCCGGAUGUCUUCACGAGGGAGGAUCUGGCGAUGAAGAUUAACCUCACCGAGGCCAGGGUUCAGGUAUGGUUUCAAAAUCGUAGAGCGAAGUGGAGGAAAAGCGAACGUUUGAAGGAGGAACAAAGGAAAAGAGAGGGUAACGGAGGGGGUGGCGCGUUGGAAACGACAGGCCUCGCACCUCCAACGUCGUCAUCGGCAGGACCCAGUCCAACAGGACAUGAUCCUGAAGGAACGACAAGCAGCAGCGCCCCCGACGCGGAGGACGCCGGUCCAGAUGGAGCUGGGGGGUCGAGGAGCCCCAGCACCACUUCCGCCUCGGUCAGCCCGCGGCCCCAGCAGAGUCAGCCGUCCCUGGGUGGCGUCUCGACGCCACCUCCAACCCCCAUAAGGGCGCCACCGCCGCCACCUAGCACCGUGGGGGGUCUUGGCCCACCCGGCGAGAGCACACCGGGUUUGGCGGCGGGUUUCAGGCCGGUCGAGCCGCCCACGUCGCUCUUCUUCUCCCCGCACUUGGCGGCGCAAUUCUCGCCACCGUUGUUCGGCAACAAGGUGGUGAGCAGCGCGCCAACGUCCCUCACCUCGACGACGCCAUCCCUGUGGACAUCGAGCGAUCACCGGCCUGGAAGCUUGCAGGACAUGCUGUCCUGGUCGCCGGCCGGUUGGCCGGGUUCUCUGUGCGGCUGUUGCAAACCCGGGACCGGGGAUCUUCACAGGAACAGCAGCCUGGCCGAGCUGAGGAGGCCGGGUGGUCUGCCGCUGCCCUUGCCCCUACCGUUGCUCCCACCUCUGCUGGGACUGUCCAGGAGGCCGGAACACCAUCAUCAUCAUUUGCCAAGCAUGGUUCACCAGAUACAACCGAGCACCAAGGAGGAUCCCUAGGAUCUUGUGCGCUCCUCGUCCGACGAGCUCGAUAUCGUCGCCCCUUGACAUCGGC
This is a messenger RNA of Apis dorsata (giant honeybee), 1200 nucleotides long. RefSeq names its product paired mesoderm homeobox protein 2A (gene Drgx). The transcript has 6 exons. Gene Ontology annotation, biological process: regulation of transcription by RNA polymerase II. NCBI's taxonomy places the organism in Eukaryota, Metazoa, Arthropoda, Insecta, Hymenoptera, Apidae. Gene Ontology annotation, molecular function: RNA polymerase II transcription regulatory region sequence-specific DNA binding; DNA-binding transcription factor activity, RNA polymerase II-specific. The coding region runs from base 39 to 1145 and encodes 368 amino acids. The record is from RefSeq and is a predicted model, not a curated record.